AUGACAUCACUGAUAUCAAUUCUAUUCUGCACUUCACAAUGCAAACAAUUAACGUUAGCUCAAAUGAUUGAGUGUCUUUCGGAUCUUUUUUGCUUCAUCUUUCUAAUCAUUUAUACAAUAAUUCUAUUGAGGAAAAGGGUUUUUCACGCAAAUCUCCUCAUGAUCCUCAUCGCGCUUCCCGGUUUUCCAAGCGUCACCUCAUUGUUAAUCAAAUUUCUCAACAAAAUCAUCUUACAAUCAAAUGGAUUCAAUUAUGGGAAUGCAUUCACAUUGAUGUCAUAUUCGAUUUCUGAUACGGGACUUAGCGUCUCUUCUUACACUUUGAUGUCAUUAGCGAUUGAACGUUUAAUAUCAACAUUUUAUGUGGAUCAAUAUGAAAAUAUUUGCCGAGGAUGGCCAAUUUUAUCUCUAUUUCUCAUUACAUUACAGAUUGCUCUAGGCAUUUCCACGGUUCCAUUAGCCUAUUCAGCUGUUAUUUCAAACUAUUUGAGUGUUGGGAUUAUCAUUGUUGCGUUGAGUUCAGCGGUUUUGAUGUUUUUUGUUGUGAACCCAUUAGCAAGACGACACUAUAGCAAAAGUGCCGCGAAUUUUGCCGGUGUUUCGAAAAGAUAUCAGACUACGGAGAAUUUGCGGAUAGUUAGGGUCCUCAAACUUUUGAUUCCUUAUUAUUGCGCUUGUGAAGUGCUCUUGUUGAUUCUCUUUAUUUUAAUGACGACUGUUUUGGAGAAACUCGAGCUUUACUGGAAUCUUUAUAUGAUAUUGAUUGGGGCACAGGUCUCUGGUACAAUGCUCAUCGUUUUGUUGAGACAUCCCGUGCUCAAAGCCGAACUUUAUCGUUUUCUUCCCCUACGUGAGAAAGAUCCGCCGCUUAAACCUGGAUUGGUGCAAAUUUUUAACGUUGACGGAUUGCAAUUGAAUUACACAACUCAACAAGAGAACGAUAUCUAUUUCCGAAUGUUGCAGACAAAAUUCUGGACAAGGGAAUCCGUU
This is a messenger RNA of Mesorhabditis belari, 990 nucleotides long. NCBI's taxonomy places the organism in Eukaryota, Metazoa, Nematoda, Chromadorea, Rhabditida, Rhabditidae. The record is from the annotation of a GenBank genome assembly.